Molecule: messenger RNA, 2015 nt
Organism: Caenorhabditis angaria
Lineage: Eukaryota; Metazoa; Nematoda; Chromadorea; Rhabditida; Rhabditidae
Source: the annotation of a GenBank genome assembly
AUGCAAUUUGUUUCUGUAAGUAAAACUCUAAUUUUUUCUGUUUCAAUCUGUUUGAUUUUAGGCAACAUCGCUAAAUUUGAGAAGAAGAAUUGAAGAAGUCAGACUAUUUAUCAACGAGCGGUGAGAAUUGGGUUUCUAGUUAUUUCAAACGGGGCUAUAUUAUGUGUGCAAAAAAAAUGAAAACGCAAAAAACCAAAAAUUCAAAAAAUAAAAUGACCGUAGUUCUCUUCUCCCCCUUUGUCGUCGCGACGAGACACACAUAUUCAAAAAAUCGAUGUGCCUUUAAUCUAUAUCGCAAAAAGGGCUUUUACGGGUCAAAAUGUGAAAUUUAAACUUGAAAAACACGAGGAAAGGGAGUUAGAACAGAUUCAAAGAUGAAUUCACUUUAUUUUUGCAAUUUUGAAGAGGAAAAUGGGUUUUUCUUCUAUAAAGCACUUAAAAAUCUCUUUUCAUAGUAUUUCCUGCUUCAAAUAGAGUUAAACCAUCUUCAUUCUUCGUUUUAUUAUCAAUUUGGUUGAUUUCUGCCUUUUUUUCAUGUAGAAACAUCGAAAACCUCGAAAAUCCGGAGAAAAAUAAAAAACAUCGUAGUUUUUGAAAGGCGCAACACCUAAAACACACAAAUGGUCUCGUCGCGACGAGGGAAGAAGAACUACGGUGCAUAUUUUUUUCAAAAUAAUUAUUUUUUUGCGUUUUCAUUUUUUUUGCACAGACUAGUAUACUCUUCGUGAAGUGUAGUUGGAGAGAAUCUCAGGGUUCCCAACUGUUAUACUUUAAAUGUGAUCUAUUCUCAAAGUCAGAGUUAGAGGGGGGGGUUCCCGUUUUUAAGAAAACAAUCCCCUGAAGUUAGAAUAAGCGUGUUAGAUGUUCUAAAAAUUGCAGCGCUCAAACCCUCAAAAAAAGAAAAAAAUAAAUAAAAAUUCACGAAUACUUCUACCGUACUCCUCAUCAAAGGUGCACACAAUUUUUCUCCCGUGUCUCGCAAUGCGCGUUGAUUUUUCAAAAAAACGAAGCGGUGUUUGCACAUUAUUGAUGGAAACAUUUAAUGUGACGCCAAAUUUUCAGUGAUUUCGUGUUUUAUAAGGGGAGGAUAAUACCACCACUGGAAAGCCGACAACUUUUAGAACCGUAUAGAGAGAUAAAGAGGUCAAAAAAAUGUUUCAGUUACGGCGAUUAUGAUUUAUCUACAUGGAUUGGCCUCAGCAAUUCAAUGUUGCUUUAUGUUAGCGAGUUUGAUGCAUUGCUUCGACAAGAUCAAGGUAUGCGCGAAACCUCUUCAUUUUUUGUGUAAGACGACAAAAUGUUAUUUGCUCAAAAGAGAGCGGCUCCCCCCUCUUUGAGUAGUAAAAGCCCCAGGGUUUUUUCUCGAAACGCCCGAAACGAUCAACGAGCGUUUCCAGAAAAAAUCCCUGAGGUUUUACUACUUUUGGGGAGCCUUUAACUUUGUUUUUUUUGUGGUCUUACACCCCCCUUUUUUUUAAUAACAAUUAUUUUUUUAGUGAGAAUACAUCGAGACCGAACACAUUUAACGCCUGAAGUGUAUCAGGUACGUUUCCUAUUUUUUUUAGCCCUUAAGCUCUCUCUCUCUCUCAAUUUUUUUCCACAUCAAUUGUCUGAAAUAGGUUAUUUACUUAUGUGAUAACAUCCCCUAACUCAGAUUGAGCUUCUGCUUCGAUCAAAGCUAAGUUAGAAUAUCUCUGGAUUGUAUUCAGGGCGUGUCGAAAAAUGCGAUCAUUUCGCGACUGAAUCGACAAGUACGAUCUGCUGCCACUUUGGCCGAUCUAAUUUUCACGGGUAUGUGUUUCUCGGGGGGUAAGAUGGCCAAAUAUUUGUUACUAUGAUUUUGUUUUACAGGUGUCGACGGAAAUCCAGCAGAAUUAGCAUUACUAUCAAGAAUGGAACUCGCAAUAGAGGAACUUUAUCAAAUUGUCUACGCAGUGGAUGUUGCUCUCCGGGAGAAAAAGCGUCAACUAACUAACAAAAUGUCUCAACUUUCACUUUCCGAUUCCGCCAUUUAA